CCGCGGCGCGCAGGCGCGUGGAGGGAGGCCGGAAGUGUGACGGGCGCGUGGGCCGGCGGCGGGGGGAGCCUUCCCGCCCCGCGCCGCCCCGACUGCCUGCCCCGCCGGCCGGGCACGCCGCGGCCCCGGCAAGAUGUUGCCCCUCUCCAUCAAGGACGACGAGUACAAGCCGCCCAAGUUCAACCUGCUCAGGAAGGUGUCGGGCUGGUUCAGGUCCAUCCUGGCGGACAAGACCUCCCGCAACCUCUUCUUCUUCCUCUGCCUCAACCUGUCGUUCGCCUUUGUGGAGCUGCUCUACGGCAUCUGGAGUAACAGUUUAGGUCUAAUAUCAGAUUCUUUUCAUAUGUUUUUUGACUGUACUGCUCUACUGGCUGGAUUAGCAGCAUCAGUUAUUUCAAAAUGGAGGUCAAAUGAUGCUUUCUCGUAUGGGUAUGUUCGAGCAGAAGUACUUGCUGGUUUUGUAAAUGGUUUAUUCCUCAUCUUUACAGCGUUCUUCAUUUUUUCUGAAGGUGUUGAGAGAGCACUUGAGCCUCCUGACGUGCAUCAUGAGAGACUUCUUCCUGUUUCUAUAUUAGGAUUCAUUGUAAAUCUUAUAGGAAUAUUUGUUUUUCAACAUGGAGGUCAUGGGCAUUCACAUGGCUCUGGGCACGAACACAGCCAUUCUCUAUUCAAUGGUGGUCUCGGCCAUGGGCACAGUCACGGAGGUCAUGGUCACAGUCAUGAACAUAAACAUGCCCAUGGACACACUCAUGAUCAUGGCCAUAGUCAUGGACACUCUCAUGGUCAGGAUUAUUGCCAUGGUGACCAUUCUCUUGAAGAGAUGGGUGGAUCCAGCAAACAGAUUUUACAAGGUGUAUUUCUACACAUUGUUGCAGACACACUUGGAAGUAUUGGUGUAAUCAUAUCUGCUCUGUUGAUGCAGAACUAUGGUCUAAUGAUAGCAGAUCCUAUUUGUUCAAUGCUGAUAGCACUACUUAUAGGUGUAAGUAUCGUUCCCCUUUUAAAAGAAUCCAUUGGAAUUUUGAUGCAGCGAACUCCUCCUUCCCUGGAAAACGCCCUGCCGCAGUGCUACCAGAGGGUGCAGCAGUUGCAAGGAGUUUACAGUUUACAUGAUCCACAUUUCUGGACCCUCUGUACUGAUGUUUACAUUGGAACGUUGAAAUUAUUAGUAGCUCCUGAUGCUGAUGGAAGAUGGAUUCUAAGCCAGACUCACAAUAUUUUUACUCAGGCAGGAGUGAGACAGCUUUACAUACAGAUUGAUGUCGCAGCCAUGUAGUGAAUUUCUGAAACUGUGCUGUUGGACCAAAGUUUUCUGUACUGUAAUGGUGUAACAACGUACUUCUCAAGACAGAGCCUGCCUCUGCCACUGUUCUGGAUUGAUUGAACAGAUUUCUGCCCUUGGGCUGUGGAUGGACUUCACUUCUAAGGAGUAAAUAUUGGGUGAAUGUUAUGGACUUUGGGUCUUGGGUUUUUGUGGCCCCUAAACUUACAGGUUUUUGAGGGUUUUUUUACUUACUAAAAUUGUGGUACUGGAAACCCUGUCAUGUCUUCAGUAAAGCUGCUGAAACCACUGCUCAUUCCCAUAAAACCAGUGUUAUCAACAAUUGGAAACUUGUUUUGUAGAUAAUGUCACAGUGGCUGACAUGCUUCAAUAUAAUUGUAUGUUUGUACAAUUGUUUGUACUUUGCAAACUUAAUGAACCAAACCAUAUUGGGUUUUCAAAGUGCCUUUCAUAUCAGAAGUAUUUGCCAGCAUAAAUAUGGAGCAUCAAAGGGUUUUAUUACUUUUACAAAUAUCUUGUAUGCAGUCUGAUUAUUUACUGGUGACGGGGGAGGGGGGCUUGGCGGGUGUACUUGCAUAACUGUAAAUGUUUAACUUCCCUUAUACUUGCAUCUUACCAGACAGAAGAAUUCUCUAUGUAAAAGACAAAGCUGUUGUGAAGAGACUUGUUUCCAAAACAAGCUGGAUAUUUUGAUGCACAUAUCUUGUGGAAAUCGCUUUAGUCAAAAUAUUAGAUUUAACUCUCAUUAUUAGUCUCUUAAUACUGUUGAGAGUAAUGAGACAUUACAUGAUGCUACUCAUGUUCAUAGUCACUGAAACAACAGGCAGCUGAGGGAAGAUGCUCGUGAUGGAAGCAAUGAUUGAAGAUUUUAUCUUCCAAAUUAUGUGGUGGGAAAAAUUAAAUCCCCAAAUUGUUUAUGAAAGCUUAAAUCAUCUUGAUUUUAAUAGGUUGUAAUAAUUUUUAUUAAAGAAACUGGUGAGAACUUAUGCCUUUCCAAAUACUGAAAGUAGUUGUUGCUGGUGGUUAUACCUGAAAUGGAAGUAAGGACCAUGGUUCAUGUUUAAGAUUAUGCUUUUUUGGGGUUCACAAGUCUGACGAUUUUUACUAUCUUACUGUAGCCUUUUGUGUUUUCAUGAAAAAAAAAAAUAUCUCAGUGCAGUUGUUUUUUCCAGAAACAUGUCUGUCAUAUGUUUCUAGCAUUUAUAAUCAUUCUAAACUUCUGAAUCUCAGUGUUGUUUUCAAAGACAAUCUGCUGUACUUGGUAUUACAGAUUAUAAUUCCACUAUGCUGUAGGAGGUAACUUAGUGAUGGAAGAUUUUAUAAGGGGGCAUUUUACAAAUGGAACAUUGUGAAGUAGAAAACAAGACAGGCAUUUUUCUGAGAAAUGAUAGCUGCUCCUGACAGUAUGGAUUUUAAGUAUUCUUCUGGUACCUGGUAUGUGGUAAUACUGAAAUCAAGGCCCUCUGAAGCUGACAGCGUCUGUGUAGCAAGUGCUAGGCACUGUGAGAGUAGUGAAGAUUCAUUUGCAGAAACGGAUCCUUUGCCACUGAUGUUGCUGAAUGCAUGAUAGAGAUGAAGAAUUUCUUGUGUUCAUUCUGUCAUUCAUUCCUAUAUAGCACCUGAAUUUUGAUCUUUUUUCAUGAGAAAACAUGAUGGUUACCAAAUUGA
Falco peregrinus (peregrine falcon) is the source of this 2950-nucleotide messenger RNA. RefSeq names its product solute carrier family 30 member 7 (gene SLC30A7). NCBI's taxonomy places the organism in Eukaryota, Metazoa, Chordata, Aves, Falconiformes, Falconidae. The coding region runs from base 134 to 1276 and encodes 380 amino acids. Gene Ontology annotation, biological process: transmembrane transport; zinc ion transport; intracellular zinc ion homeostasis. The transcript has 11 exons. The record is from RefSeq and is a predicted model, not a curated record. Gene Ontology annotation, cellular component: Golgi apparatus; membrane. Gene Ontology annotation, molecular function: zinc ion transmembrane transporter activity.